GACUGUACCACAUCGGACUCGAAUCCGCGAAGGGGGGUCAGGUCUUUGGACCCCCCCCGGCCCGGAUGGUCUGUCCCGGGCUGGCCCACGUGCGCUGGGCGUGCGGGGGUGUCAGGAGCCCCAUGGCCGGGCUGCCGCGGCUGGUGCUGCUGCUGAGCGGCAAGAGGAAGUCGGGCAAGGACUUCGUGGCGGAGGAACUACAGAACCGGUUGGGGCCGGAUGUCUGCGCCAUUCUCCAGCUGUCGGGACCCCUCAAGGAGCAAUAUGCCAAGGAACACGGGCUGGAUUUCCAGCGGCUGCUGGAUGCCAGCGAUUACAAAGAGACCUACCGGCAGGACAUGAUCCGCUGGGGGGAGGAGAAACGCAACACAGACCCGGGCUUCUUCUGCAGGAUAGUAGUGGAGGGCGUAACGCAGCCCGUCUGGGUGGUGAGUGACACCCGGCGCCUGUCGGAUGUGGAGUGGUUCCAGGACGUGUACGGGGCCACGGUGCAGCUGGUGCGGGUAGUGGCGACGGAGGAGACGCGGAAGAGGAGGAACUGGGUGUUCAUAGUGGGGGUCGACGACAUGGAGUCUGAGUGUGGCCUGGACCAGGGCGUGACCUUUGACUGGGUCAUCACCAACGACGGGGACGAGCUGUCCCUGGACAGUCAGCUGGAGAAGCUGCUGCACUUCAUCUACAGCAAAUUAUAGCAUCCUGCAGCGGGCGGAAGGCCGGGUGCACCCAGGGCUCAGACCAAAGAAAAUGUUGGGGGCGGGGUCCAGCAAGCCCCGUCCGGGCAGGGAUCUCGCUGUGGGAGGCGCUGCAGGUGGAGGGCCAGGCCCGCUGAGUGGGGCUGCACCCAGACUCCAUUCCAUGAGGGCAGAAGGCCAGUUCCAGUGGUUCUUUUCAGAGCCUGUUCCGGUGCCCUACUGCCAGUGCUGUUCAGCUUCUUGCCCUGUGGGACCACCCUGCACUGAGACCAGAGCAGGUCCCUGGACCCUUGCCCUGUUGUCAGCCUCCAGGAUGAUCCCUCUCUCCUGGGUGGGACCCAGAGCAGGGGCUCUGCACGUCUGGGGUGGAGGACAGGUCCUUGCUGUGGCAGGAAUGGCGCCUUCCUUCAUGGGGCUGUAUAACGAGCUGUAGCUGCACUGUCUGCCCCACUGCUCACGCCAGGGGUUCUCAAAUGCUUUGUAUUGGUGACCCGGGGGGAGCCUGACGCCUCGCGACCCCCAGGUUGAGAAUCCCUGACUUCGGCCCAGGCUGCUCUGUCCCGGCUCACCGGGUCCCUUUGCAUCCCGGCUCAUUGGCAGCGUGGCCUGGGGCUGCCAUCACCUGCGCCAUGAAUGUCCAGCACCGUUGCCCCUUGCUUAGCUGCCAGCCUCUCUGCACUUCUGUGCCCAGGCAGCUCGUGCCCCACGUGGCGGCAGUUAUCUGUGCCUUGCUGAUGGGCGGGGCGGGAGGCUGUAAUGGUGCCCAUAUACCACCCUGCUCCACCCUGCACUGCUUUCUGGGUCCCGGGGACCCGGAGCUGCCCAUGUCCAUCCAUCUCUCCUGCUACAAACCCCGCUGGGAACAUAGCUCCUCACCGCUGGCUCCCUGCCUGGGUACGCUGAUCACUGCCCACAGCUCCAGGGACAGAUGUUGAUACAAGAGGAGCUCCUGGCCCGAGACAUACCCUGCGGCCAUGUACCUGGCUGCAUGCGGCCCUGCUGGGGACAGGCCUUUCGCUUCACCCAGCCACUGUUCAAGGCAGGCGGCUGGGCCCUGAGGGUCAGAGCUGGCGCGCAAAGUAUUACUGAGCACUUUCUUGACUUGCUUUGCCUGGGCCAAGCCGGAUCGUGCAGCACCGGUGCCAGGCUGGCAGCCUGGGGCUGCAUCUCUGGGUUUGUGACUCUCUACUCGCCUGACCCCUCUCCCACAAGGGAGCCAGAGCAAUGGGGUGUUGCUGCACCUGGAAUAAAGCUGACAGGUGAGAAACACCGA
Messenger RNA from Chelonoidis abingdonii (Abingdon island giant tortoise), 1965 nucleotides. RefSeq names its product phosphomevalonate kinase (gene PMVK). NCBI's taxonomy places the organism in Eukaryota, Metazoa, Chordata, Testudines, Testudinidae. The record is from RefSeq and is a predicted model, not a curated record. Gene Ontology annotation, biological process: isopentenyl diphosphate biosynthetic process, mevalonate pathway; cholesterol biosynthetic process. Gene Ontology annotation, cellular component: cytoplasm. Gene Ontology annotation, molecular function: phosphomevalonate kinase activity.